Messenger RNA from Chelmon rostratus (copperband butterflyfish), 1790 nucleotides. RefSeq names its product GRB2 related adaptor protein 2b (gene grap2b). The transcript is spliced from 8 exons. Gene Ontology annotation, molecular function: protein binding. Bases 131 to 1045 code for a protein of 304 amino acids. Lineage: Eukaryota; Metazoa; Chordata; Actinopteri; Chaetodontiformes; Chaetodontidae. The record is from RefSeq and is a predicted model, not a curated record.
GUGAGUAGCGCAACAUUACGCUUGUAUCCAUGAGUCAGGAACAGCAACAGAUUCUCGUUUUGAAUUGUGGCUUGUUGGCCUGCUGUCUUCUGAGCUGUCAGCACAGGCUUUCCUCAGACUGCACUGAAGCAUGGAGGCUACGGCCAAGUAUGACUUUGAAGCUACGGUUGAUGAUGAACUCAGCUUCAGAAAGGGAGAGCGACUGAAGAUUCUGCAGACCACUGGAAACUGGUACAAGGCAGAACUCAAUGGAGUUGAGGGGUUUGUACCCCAAAACUUCAUCAACAUUCAUCUGCCCAGCUGGUACCAGGAGGACUCGAGCCGCAGCGACGCCCAGGAGAAGCUGAUGUCACAGCCUAUGGGAGCCUUCUUCAUACGGGGCAGCCAAAAGGCAGGACCAGAAAAGCAUUUUUGGGGCACCCCGAUGGCUCCCCUGGAAGAGGGCGUACCAUGCAUUAAGGCUGAGCCUAACACACAGGUGGCUCACCUGGAAAAGGGCGUACCAUGCAUGGAGGUUGAGUCUUACACAGUGAUAGCUCCUCUGGAAGAGGGCGCACCAUGCAUGAUGGCUGAGCCCUCACCGCAGCGGCCCAGACAUGAAACAGACGUGCAGCACUUGAAGGUGAUGCGGGACAGCAGAGGGCAGUAUUACGUCUGGUCAGAGAAGUUCUCCUCUCUCAACCAGCUGGUGGAACAUUACAAAGAAAACUCCAUCUCCAAACAGAGUGAGGUGUUCCUGCAGGAGACAGAGCAGGCAGGACACCGACUCAUGGAAACCCACCAAAGACGAGAAAACUUCUCCCCUCUCCCCAUUCCUCCGCUCUCAGGUGGGCCGCCUCCACCUGCACCGCGACAGCAGCACAAAGCCUCCUCCACGCAGCAGGUCAGAGCUUUGUACUGUUUCCACGCUGAGGAGGAGGACGAGCUGGAGUUCAACGCCGGCGAUAUCAUCAAGGUUCUUGAUUGCUCCGACCGGGCCUGGUGGAAGGGCCAGCUGAGGGACAAGACAGGCCUGUUCCCCUCCAACUACACCAAGCCCAUCUGACAGGAACACACACAGACAAAAACAUGAUACUACAAACAGUGUGUUAUAUAUCGAAUGUCAACAAAUGCAUCUUCACUGUAAUUUACUGUAAGUUACAACCCUAAACUAGCAGUAAAGGCUCAGUCUUAUGACAAAGUGUCAGCUGUUAUUCAGCUGUCAGGUAUCAGCUGUCUUUAUUAUCCCAUUACACUGAGAGUUGAUAAUGUUUUUUGAAUCCAGGAAAAAAUCAUCAUCAUAGAUUAUCCAUAUCUGUCUUGUCCAAAUAUCUGGGUGGCAUUUUUAACACUUUAUGUUACUGGUCCCAUGAAGUGAAGCUCAGCAGGAAGGACAACGUGGUGUGACAAUCCUUCACAGUCCAUGGAAUAUUAUGGUAAUUUAGAAAGUUGCUGCUGAUCCCUCAGCAUCCACAGACAGAAAUGUUCAACAAAAGCUAAAUUCUGUUCUAAACCACCAAGAUGAUACAUUGAUUUUGUGUGUCGUGAUCAUUUCUGACAGGUAUACAAGACUUUUUGAAAAACUGAAAAAUAAAAACUAAAAGCAAAGGCUUGUGUCUAAAAUGUGACAGAUUCAGAACUCAUACAGUACGUAGGGUCUCACAAGUGCUUGUGUAUGCAGAACUCACACCCAUUAGUUUAUAGGCACACCAUGAAGAAUGAAUACUGCAGAGAGCCCAGAGUGCGCUCUUCAAAUUACAGAGAUAAUAUUCAGAAAAUAACACAAAUGGGUUGUAAGUCUUUGUCAAAGU